Messenger RNA from Pongo pygmaeus (Bornean orangutan), 2717 nucleotides. RefSeq names its product SH3 and SYLF domain containing 1 (gene SH3YL1). The transcript has 11 exons. Gene Ontology annotation, cellular component: ruffle membrane. Gene Ontology annotation, biological process: regulation of ruffle assembly. NCBI's taxonomy places the organism in Eukaryota, Metazoa, Chordata, Mammalia, Primates, Hominidae. Gene Ontology annotation, molecular function: protein binding; phosphatidylinositol binding. The record is from RefSeq and is a predicted model, not a curated record. The coding region runs from base 1013 to 2041 and encodes 342 amino acids.
CCCUCGCUGGGGCCUCCCUGUCCGCGGGGCGGGGCAGCGCGCCUUCCUCUUCCUGGGCAGCCUCGGGACGGGGCGCCGCGGCCGGGCGGGCAGCAGUGAGUACCCGGGGGCCCACCUCUCCGGCCGCACUCUCCCCUCUCAAGAGCUGGGCGGUGGUGGGAGGAGGAGGACGGGAAAACCUGCGAUGCCUCUGGGGUUUCUAGGUCGCGCGUCUGUUAACCGCAAACCGCCCAAAGUUAAGAUAGAGCAGCUCCCAGGACUUUCUUGACUACAGCGAUUUUGAUUGAAGUUUAGCCACCGUCUUUUCCAUUUUUAGAAAAGCUAUUCCGAAGUUUGGAAUGUUGACGAUGGUCGUGUUAUUUUUAACUUCCUGAUAUUUGAACGGCCAGGUGUCAGCGACCAUCCUUCCGUUCCACAGAAGCGUCUCUGAAGUUUGGGUCGGAUGCGCGGGGAACCCGCGGCAGGCGCGGGGAGGAGGCCUUGGCUAGGGCGCCGGCGAGGUUCGAGUUUGCCAGCCCCCCAACCUGGAAGAGAAGGGCCAGCCCCUCACACCCGGAAGGGAAGGGCCAGUCCCCCCAACACCUGGCGCCGAGGUCGCGGGGUUGCAGGGCGAGCGCGGGGUCGCGGCGAGCACGAGUACGGGUCCUCUCUGAUCGCUGGGCCUCGGCGCUGGCUGCUGAGUUUUUCCUUCUUUAAGGAAAUGUGAAACUGGUCUCAAUCGGUUGACCACCGUAAGGAAAUGGGAUUUACACUGUGGACAGAGAUGUGUCCUUUUCACUUCAUUUGAACCAAUAUGCCCGUGCCCCCGUGGAGGCUGAGUUGGAAAGUGACACGAAGCUGCCCCCACAAGAGAGCAGGAAAACUUUAUUCUCAAGAGAUUUCUCAUUCCGCAGAAAUAAGGAUCUGGCAUGUCAACACAAACAUAGGAAGUUGAUGCAGUCAAAGGGAAAUAACUGCUGCCCUGACUCUGCUGAGAGCCUCACAAGUCCCUGUGCACGCCAGCUUAUUUGCCAUGAAUAACCCUAUACCUUCCAAUUUGAAAUCAGAAGCAAAAAAGGCUGCCAAAAUAUUAAGAGAAUUCACAGAAAUAACUUCCAGAAAUGGACCUGAUAAGAUCAUUCCUGCUCACGUAAUUGCAAAGGCUAAAGGCCUUGCAAUUCUGUCUGUGAUCAAAGCCGGGUUCCUGGUGACUGCCAGAGGAGGCAGCGGGAUUGUAGUGGCGCGCCUUCCAGAUGGAAAGUGGUCUGCACCCUCAGCCAUUGGGAUAGCUGGCCUUGGUGGGGGAUUUGAAAUAGGAAUUGAGGUAUCAGACUUGGUGAUAAUUCUGAAUUAUGACCGUGCUGUAGAAGCUUUUGCAAAAGGUGGAAAUCUAACCCUUGGAGGGAACUUGACUGUGGCGGUUGGGCCCUUGGGAAGGAACUUGGAAGGAAAUGUGGCCCUGAGAAACUCCGCUGCCGUCUUCACCUACUGCAAGUCGAGGGGACUCUUUGCAGGCGUGUCUUUAGAAGGGAGCUGUUUGAUUGAAAGGAAAGAAACUAAUAGAAAAUUUUAUUGUCAAGAUAUCCGAGCUUAUGACAUUUUAUUUGGAGAUACACCGCGGCCUGCUCAAGCCGAAGAUCUUUAUGAAAUUCUUGAUUCCUUUACUGAAAAGUAUGAAAAUGAAGGACAACGAAUCAAUGCAAGAAAAGCAGCAAGGGAGCAGAGGAAGUCUUCUGCUAAAGAAUUACCUGCAAAGCCAUUGUCAAGACCACUGCAGUCAUCUGCACCAGUCCAGCUGAACUCUGGCUCUCAAAGUAACAGAAAUGAAUAUAAGCUGUAUCCUGGACUUUCCAGCUAUCAUGAAAGAGUUGGCAAUUUGAAUCAACCCAUAGAAGUGACAGCGCUGUAUUCCUUUGAAGGACAGCAGCCUGGGGAUUUGAAUUUUCAAGCUGGAGACAGAAUCACAGUUAUAUCAAAAACAGAUUCACAUUUUGAUUGGUGGGAAGGAAAACUUCGAGGUCAAACUGGCAUUUUUCCAGCCAACUACGUAACCAUGAAUUAAAGCAUAUACUAUUUUCUUCUUUGAGAAUUACAAAAAAAUUAUUUCUACACUGACAGGAUUUACUAGUUAAGCAAUGUUUAAUAUAAAUUUUUAAAAACUUCUGUUCUACAAAAUUUCCAUUCAGUAUGUAAAAGAUUUUGUUUUUCUAUAUAGAAAGAGCUGACUGACAUAUCUUUAAAUACUUUGUACUAACUUUAUCACACUUGCUGUGUCAUAGAAUAUCAUACAAUUUAUGUGCUCAUAGUUCUUUUGUGAACACUUUCGAACAUCGCUAAGCAUUUGAUCUGGCCAUGUAUAUGGUAGCUAUAUUUUAAUUUGAGAAUCUUGAGGGUAGAGCCAUGAAUUUCAGUUCUUACAUUUCCAUUUGCAAAGUGACUAGAGAAAAAGAAAUCAGCUUAAAUGAGGUAUUAAGUAAUGUUUAGAGUUGUAGGUAUUAACUAGAAUAUAAAUCCUUAGAAAUCAUCUUUGUACCUUCAAAAAUUGUACUAUGCAUUUAUCAUAGAAAUAUGAUUACAAAGAAGUCUGACUACCAUGUCUUUAAACAUAUGGCAUCUCUCAACUUUUCUUCCUUAUGGGGCUACAUUUGUUCAUUUCCAGCAGUAGCAUAAACUUACGGUGACAUGGUAGACUUUUCUCUAAAUAAAAUUUUUAAAUAUUUACUAAGUUAAUAUUUCAA